AGAUACACACACCACUGCCAAGCAACCACCACCAAACAUCAAUAGAAAACCCUAAUUUUCCACCCACUGCACACUCUUCAGGUACUUCACUCUCUUACCAAACUCGCUUAUUCUGUGUUGGAAUUGUGCGUAUGGAUUGCUGUUGGUUAACGGGUUUCAGGCUCGUAUGGGGUUGGGUCCAAUGAUGACGCGGAUCUGCUUGUUUGGCUGCAGGGAAAAUUGAGGAGAAAACUCCUGUUUUUUCUUUUUCUUUUUCCUUUCUUAAAAGCUUUGAUUCUGAGGAUUUAAGGGUUGGGAUAUAUGUCCUUCAAUCAAUCAAAGUCCGAUAAGAACGACGCUGUGUACCGAAAAUCCGGGCGAUCCGCCAGCUUCAACCAGCAGCGAGGUUCCUCCGGCGGUGCGUACGGCAAGGGCGGCGCCGGCGCCGCUCCUUCUCCGUCACUCUCCUCUAGCCGGAGUUUUAACAAGAAGUCUAAUAAUAAUGCACAAGGUGGGCAAUCUAGGUUAAACCCUACACCGGUGAAUACAGCCGAGUCUAAUAGUACUUAUGCAGCCCGGACUGUGCCAAAUGGUACCCAUUUGCAGCAGCAAAUUCAUGGCGGAUCUGAUGUGGCAGUUACAAAUACAACUGGCAAGCCAUCUGAAUCGUCCACUGCACAGAGGGGCACCAGAGUUGUUCCAAAAGCUCCUACUUCUCAACCUCCCACCGUGAGUUCUGAUCCAGCAGCUCCUGCAACCCCUGUCAAGGAAGAUGCUUCCAAGGCAUUCCCUUUCCAAUUUGGAUCCAUUAGUCCAGGCUUUAUGAAUGGGAUGGCAAUUCCUGCUCGCACAAGUUCAGCUCCUCCCAAUAUAGAUGAGCAGAAGCGUGAUCAAGCUCGUCAUGAUUCUUUUAGACCUGCACCUUCAGUGCCAAUGCCUCCUGUUCCAAAGCAUCAGCCAGCAAAGAAGGAUACAAGUGUUGCUGUCCAAUCUAAUACUGGGGAGACUUAUAUGGGUACUAGGGCAAAAAAAGAUACUCAUGUGUCACCUUUACCCCCAGCAAGCCAGAUGCAGAAGCCUUCUGUCAUUCCUUUAACUGGAAUUUCAAUGCCAAUGCCUUAUCACCAGUCACAGGCAUCUGUACACUUUGGUGGUCCUAAUCCACAGAUUCAAUCUCAGGGUAUGUCAACGGCAUCUCUUCAGAUGCCGUUACCAAUGCCUUUACCAAUUGGAAGUGCUGGACAAGUGCAACAGCAGGUUUUUGUUCCAAGCCUUCAACCUCAUCCUAUCCAUCCUCAGGGAAUCAUGCAUCAAGGCCAAAACAUAGGUUUCACUCCUCAAAUGGGCCCACAAUUGCCUCAUCAGUUAGGCGGCAUGGGUAUUGGCAUCGGCCCACAAUAUCCCGCACAGCAAGGAGGAAAAUUUGGUGGUCCUCGCAAAACUACUCCUGUCAAGAUAACUCAUCCUGAGACACAUGAAGAGCUUAGACUUGAUAAAAGGGUAGAUGCAUAUACAGAUGGUGGAGCAUCUGGCGCAAGGUCUCAUUCUGGCAUGCCUUCUCAAUCUCAGCCUGCCCAGCCAUUUGCAACUUCUCAUCCUAUUAAUUACUAUCCAUCAAGUUCCUACAGUACCAAUUCUCUCUUUUAUGUGCCUCCUAGUUCUCUUCCAUUAACAACUAGCCAGAUAACUCCUAACUCUCAGCCACCAAGAUUUAAUUAUGCAGUGAGCCAUGGUCCCCAAAAUGUUGGUUUUGUGAAUUCUUCACCUCACAGUUCCCUGCCUGUUAAUAGAGCUGGCACUUCUAUUCCUGGCAAUGCUGAACCACCUAAUCCUGAAUUUUCCCGUGAUGUGCAUAAUGCAAUCUCAUCAGCUUCGUCAGGAGUAACUUCUGUGUCUAUUAAGCCAAGUGGUGGAUCUGGUGUUGUGGACUCAUCAUUUGCCAAUUCCAGUGUAUCUGGUACUCAAAAGAGUGGACCUCCUAGUUCUUUAUUAACAUCUGGUGAUGCUAUCUCUUCUGUACCACCAAAAGGGUCUGAAACAUCUGAAAUCUCUUCACAACAGCUGAAGUUGUCCAGUGAUUCUUCAGUUUUGAGCUCAUUGCCAAAUCUAUCUGCUGCAUCUGCUGUGAAGUCUACAUCAGCUUCUUUGUUGAGUGAAGACUCUGUUUCAGGUGUGCCUAAUAAUGAAAGCAGGAAGCAGGAAUCUCUUAGUAGGUCAAAUUCUUUGAAGGAUAAUCAGAAGAAUGUACAGAAGAAAGGCCAAUUACAGCCUCAGGUUUCUGUACAAUCUCCUGCUGUGGCUAAUGUGGCUUCCCAGGUUGUUGAUGGUGGUAAUGCUGAUGAAGUUUCUGAAACUGUAGGAACUACAGCAAACCAUUCUGCCUCAAUUAUCAGUGAAGAUCACUCAGCAGUAGCUUCAGACAAAUUUUCAACUACCAGUGAGAGCAUACCUUAUGCUGUUGAAAUGAAAACUAAUGGUUCUACACAAGUUUCUGGUGCUUCAGCUGAAGGACCUGUUACUCAAGUGGUGGAUAAUUUGAUCAAUCAUAAGAAUGACAAGCAAAAUGAAUUGUCACAACAGGAUAAACUGCCAAAUCAGACCAUUUUGGAAAUGGGUGGUAAUACAGAAAUUUCAUCUCUUCAAGGAUGUAAACAGGAUAUCAGUGGUGGGGCAGAAUUAAAACAACCUGAGCAAGGUGAUGAGAAAUUAAGCACUGAGGUUGUAACCUCGAGGACUGAGCAGCUAGGGCAGGAUGAAUCUACAAUUUGUAGUGCAGAAUGUGACAGGAUGGCUGAUAAUUUAGACAUGUCUACCUCUACUUCAUUGGAUUCUAAAGAUGUCUCUCUAAAUAGAAAUGAUAGUGUAGUUAGUAAUGAAGCUGUUUCUACAAAUUCUGGCACAUCAGAUCAGCUGUCUGCUGAUCUUCCAGAAACCAAUUUAAAACUCUGCAAGGAUAGUUCAGAGAGUGCUAGCAGUGGUUCAGUGUCUCUUCCAGCAUCAGGUACCAAGGAUAGACUGAUUUCAGAGCCUAGUAAGGCGAAAACUACAAAGGGGAAAAAGAAACGAAAAGAGAUUCUUCAGAAGGCAGAUGCUGCUGGGUCAACAUCUGAUCUGUAUAACGCAUAUAAGGGACCUGAGGAAAAGAAAGAAAAUGUUGUAAGUUCAGAGAAAACAGAAAGUGCUUCUACUUCUGGCAAUUUAGAGCUGUUGCCUACUGAUGCUUCUCAGCCAGAAACUGUAGCAGGUGAGCAAUGUAAGCAGAGUAAAGCUGAAAUUGAUGAUUGGGAGGAUGCAGCUGACAUGUCUACACCAAAACUAGAAGUUACAGAUAAAACUGAAGAGGUUAGUGAUGGAAGUGCAGUAACUGCAAAAAAGUACUCUCGAGAUUUCCUUUUAAAAUUUGUAGAGCAAUGCACUGAUCUUCCCGAAGGUUUUGAAAUCACGGCAGACAUAGCUGAGGCUUUGAUGGGUUCUAAUGUUAGUUCUCAUGUAAUUGAACGUGAUUCACAUUCUUCUGGAAGAAUUAUAGAUAGGUCAGGAGGGAUGUCUCGUAUGGAUCGUCGUGGGAAUGGUGUUAUUGAGGAAGAUAAAUGGACUAGAGUUUCUAAUGCAUUUCAUUCUGGUAUGCGUUUGGAUGGUAUUGGAGGUAAUGCAGGAUUUCGACCUGGUCAAGGUGGCAAUUUUGGUGUUUUAAGGAAUCCACGCGCACAGGCACCUAUGCAAUAUGCUGGAGGGAUUCUUUCUGGACCAAUGCAAUCCAUGGUAAACCAGGGAGGAAUGCAAAGAAAUAGCCCUGAUGGAGAAAGAUGGCAGCGUACUGCUAACAUCCAGCAGAGGGGUCUAAUUCCAUCUCCUUCCCCGCAAACUCCUUUACAGACAAUGCACAGAGCUGAGAGGAAGUAUGAGGUGGGUAAAGUGACAGAUGAGGAAGAGGCAAAGCAGAGGCAGUUGAAAGCUAUAUUGAACAAGUUGACUCCUCAGAAUUUUGAGAAGCUUUUUGAGCAGGUUAAAGCAGUUAAUAUUGACAAUGUAGUCACUCUCAAUGGUGUCAUCUCACAAAUCUUUGAGAAGGCCUUGAUGGAGCCUACUUUCUGUGAAAUGUAUGCCAAUUUCUGUUUCCAUCUGGCAGCUGCAUUGCCUGAUCUCAGCGAAGACAAUGAAAAGAUAACUUUUAAAAGAUUAUUACUAAACAAGUGCCAGGAAGAAUUUGAGAGGGGUGAAAGAGAGCAAGAAGAAGCUAAUAAGGCUGAUGAGGGUGAGGUCAAGCUGUCUAAUGAGGAAAGAGAAGAAAAACGAACCAAGGCAAGAAGACGUAUGUUGGGUAAUAUCAGAUUGAUUGGAGAACUAUAUAAGAAGAAAAUGCUGACAGAGAGGAUAAUGCAUGAAUGCAUCAAGAAGUUACUGGGCCAGUUUCAAGAUCAUGAUGAAGAGGAUAUUGAAGCCUUGUGCAAGCUGAUGAGUACUAUUGGGGAGAUGAUUGACCAUCCCAAAGCCAAGGAACAUAUGGAUGCAUAUUUUGAAAGGAUGAGAUUAUUAUCAAACAACAUGAAUUUAUCUUCUAGGGUGAGGUUCAUGUUGAAGGAUGUCAUUGAUUUGAGAAAGAAUAAAUGGCAACAAAGAAGAAAAGUUGAAGGUCCAAAGAAGAUUGAGGAGGUGCACAGAGAUGCUUCUCAAGAGAGGCUGGCCCAAGCUGGUAGAUUGGGUCGUGGUUCGGGUAACAAUCCACCUAGAAGGAUUCCUAUGGAUUUUGGUCCAAGAGGGUCAUCUAUGUUGUCUUCUCCUAAUGCUCAGAUGGGUGGAUUGCGUGGGUUGCCUACUCAAGGUCGUGGGUAUGGUUCACAGGAUGUUCGCAUGGAUGAUAGGCAAAGUUACGAGGCUAGGACAUUGUCAGUUCCCUUGCCACAGAGACCCUUAGGCGAUGAGUCAAUAACCUUGGGACCCCAGGGUGGUCUUGCCAGAGGAAUGUCCAUUAGAGGUCCACUUGCAGUUCCAAGUUCAACUGCUCUUAAUGGUUAUGGUAAUUUAUCAGAGCGUACCCCAUUCAGCUCUAGGGAGGAUCAUGCAUCAAGAUAUACUCCAGAUAGAUUUGCCGGUUCAACUACUUAUGAUCAAUCUAGUGUUCAAGACCGUAAUAUGAAUUAUGGAAACAGGGACAUGAGAAAUGCAGAUAGGAUUCUUGAUAGACCUGUUGUAACUUCACCACCAGCCCGAGCUCAAGGGACAGCAGUCUCUCAGAAUCCUUCUUCAGGGAAGGCUUUGACAGAAGAGCGACUGCAUGAAAUGUCCAUGUCAGCAAUCAGAGAAUACUAUAGUGCUAGAGAUGUGAAAGAAGUUGUUUUAUGCAUCAAAGAUCUGAACUCUCCAAGCUUUCAUCCUUCCAUGGUUUCUGUCUGGGUCACAGACUCAUUUGAGAGAAAGGACACAGAGAGAGAUCUUUUGGCCCAAUUGCUUGUCAACCUUGUAAAAUCUCAAGAUGGCACCUUGAGUCAAGUCCAGCUCAUCAAAGGGUUUGAAUCUGUUCUCAGUACAUUGGAAGAUGCGGUUAAUGAUGCCCCCAAAGCGCCAGAGUUUCUCGGCCGCAUUUUUGCCAAAGCUAUUACAGAGCAUGUGAUCUCUUUAAAUGAGAUUGGACGGUUAAUACAUGAUGGUGGAGAGGAGCCGGGAAGCCUCUUAGAAGUUGGGCUUGCAGCUGAUGUUCUUGGAAGCACCUUGGAGGUAAUAAAAAUGGAGAAGGGUGAUACUGUUUUGAGUGAUAUCUGUGCAAACUCCAACUUGAAGUUGGAGACAUUCCGGCCGCCGGAUCCUCUUAUUACAUCAAGGAAGUUAGAGAAAUUUAUUUAGGGGCUCAGAGGGGAAAAUUUAUUUAUGUCUAGUGCCAGUAGGAUACUCAAAUUUGCACAAAUGGUUUUCUCCAUGGAGAUGGGUGGGGAGAAUUUUAUAUUCGGAUUUCUUCUGUCUAAAUAUUAUUUCUGCCAUAUCUUCACUGCAA
Molecule: messenger RNA, 5968 nt
Organism: Abrus precatorius (Indian licorice)
Lineage: Eukaryota; Viridiplantae; Streptophyta; Magnoliopsida; Fabales; Fabaceae
Product: eukaryotic translation initiation factor 4G-like
Exons: 9
Coding region: 301-5820 (1839 amino acids)
Cellular component (GO): eukaryotic translation initiation factor 4F complex
Molecular function (GO): mRNA binding; translation initiation factor activity; protein binding
Source: RefSeq, a predicted model, not a curated record